UAAUAUGUUGCCCCAAAUGGGUGUCUUGUUUUUCUAACUGCUAAGGUUUCACUUUACUUUUUAUACUCUCUCUUAGAAAUAUCAUCUGAUGUUCUUCCUCGGAUUUUGGAGGAGGAAUAAUUGAGCAAUUAUUAUUCUUUACACACAAGUUCCUAUUUAGCUUUUGCCUUUAAUUUGUGGGUUAUUAUUCACUUAUAUAUUUAUUCUCAAUCUUUUCACUUGGAGUUGUUUGGAGACUCAGAAAAUUUAGAAAUGGAUGAUGAGUAUGCAAAGCUUAUCAGGAGGAUGAACCCACCCAGAGUUGUAAUCGACAACCAUUCUUGCAAGGAUGCAACUAUUAUUCAGGUUGACAGCGUCAACAAAUUCGGAACCCUCCUGGAAGUUGUCCAAGUUCUUACAGAUUUAAACCUUGUAAUAAAAAAGGCUUACAUCUCAUCUGAUGGGGGAUGGUUCAUGGAUGUGUUUAACGUGAUCGACUGUGAUGGGAAUAAAAUUAGAGAGGAAGGGAUCAUCAAUUAUAUCCAAAAGACACUUGAAAGUGAUGAUGCAUUCUUUCUACCCUCAUUGAGAGGUUCUGUUGGGGUGAUGCCUUCUGAAGAGCACACCUCAAUCGAACUAACUGGUACAGACAGGCCUGGUUUAUUGUCCGAAGUAUGUGCGGUUCUUGCAGACCUUCACUGUAAUGUGGUAAAUGCUGAGAUAUGGACACACAAUUCUAGAGCUGCAGCUGUGGUUCGUGUCACGGAUGAUUCAACUGGAUGUGCCAUCGAAGAUCCUCAACGGCUCUCAACAAUAAAGAAACUGCUUUGCAAUGUUCUUAGAGGAAGCAAUGACUGGAAGACUGCAAAAACAAUGCUCUCACCACCUGGGGUUAUGCAUCGGGAGAGAAGAUUACACCAGAUAAUGUUUGCAGAUCGGGACUAUGAAGGAGUUGAACAGGGGAGAAUUGAGGGUAAGAGCUCAAGACCGCAUGUAAACGUGAUGGAUUGUAUUGAAAAGGAGUAUACAAUAAUUACUAUGAGGUCAAAAGACCGGCCGAAGCUGUUGUUUGAUGUUGUCUGCACCCUCACUGAUAUGCAGUAUGUAGUCUUCCAUGGUGUAGUGCACACGGGGAAGAUGGAAGCGUAUCAGGAAUACUAUAUCAGACAUGUUGAUGGGCUCCCAAUAAGGUCAGAGGCGGAGAGAGAACGUGUCGUGAAGUGUCUUGAGGCAGCAAUUGAGAGGCGAGCGUCUGAGGGACUGGAGCUGGAACUGUGCACCGAAGACCGGCCUGCACUUCUCUCGGACAUUACCAGGAUAUUCAGAGAGAAUGGGUUGUGUAUCAAAAGAGCAGAAAUUUCAACAGUAGGCGGAAAGGCCAAGGACACUUUCUAUGUCACAGAAGUGGCAGGGAAUCCAGUUGCCGCUGAAACUGUUGACUCCAUUCGUAGACAAAUUGGACAAGUUGGAAAAACUAUACUGCAUGCUAAAUGGAACACAAGUCCCUUACCAGAGCCCCCUCGAGAGACAGGAAUGAGCUUCCUUUUCGGGAACCUCUUUAAAGCUCGAACUUUCCAGAAUCUCAAACUGAUUAGAUCAUAUUCUUGAAACCUUCCUGUAUAUAUAUAGCAUCGCUCGUGUACAAAAUGUGCAGAUACAUCAGCUGUUUGGCUUAAAAGAAAACAGAAAUACAAGAGGGAUGGUAAAUAACACUGUAAGUAGGAAUCUUCCUUCCCUCAGUGUUACCUCCAGAUACUGAAUAGAAGAAACUGAAAAACCACUGUAGACUGUAAAAUUUAGUGCAGGGUUUAGUAUUUAUACAUCUGUGUAUGUCAUGUAAGUAUACCUCUGUACAGUGUGAUCACUUGGGUUGUACAAAUUAGACAAUAGUUGUGCAGAUAAUUUGAGUUUAUGAAGAUGUAAAUAUUGAAUAUUA
Cornus florida is the source of this 1915-nucleotide messenger RNA. Its product is annotated as ACT domain-containing protein ACR6. Lineage: Eukaryota; Viridiplantae; Streptophyta; Magnoliopsida; Cornales; Cornaceae. The transcript is spliced from 7 exons. The coding region runs from base 253 to 1587 and encodes 444 amino acids. The record is from RefSeq and is a predicted model, not a curated record.